Molecule: messenger RNA, 1902 nt
Organism: Penicillium malachiteum
Lineage: Eukaryota; Fungi; Ascomycota; Eurotiomycetes; Eurotiales; Aspergillaceae
Product: Zn(II)2Cys6 transcription factor
Exons: 2
Coding region: 1-1902 (633 amino acids)
Biological process (GO): positive regulation of transcription by RNA polymerase II
Cellular component (GO): nucleus
Molecular function (GO): DNA-binding transcription factor activity, RNA polymerase II-specific; transcription cis-regulatory region binding; zinc ion binding
Source: RefSeq, a predicted model, not a curated record
AUGCCACGCGCAACCUCAAAUCAGUCCACUGCUAGACAAAAAAGGCAGAAGAACCCGAACCGGUGCAAGCCCAAAUCGAAAGGAGGUUGUCAGAAAUGCAAGGAACGGCGACGAAGAUGUGAUGAAUCUAGACCCAGUUGUCAGGAGUGUCUGAGGAAAGGCUUUAUAUGUCCUGGUUAUCAGAAGAAACCUCUGGAAUGGCGCUAUGUUUUCCAGGAUGGGGAUCAUGAGCUCGAUGAGGAAACUUCACCACCAAUAGAAGAGCCAUCGGAGUCAUUGCCUGUUCUCGGAAAUGAUCCCACUGAAAUGGGAGUCGAAGCUAGCCACGAUAACAACAAUCUACUACAAGAGCUUUGGAAUGAGGCAAACUCAACAAUACUCGAUCAACUUCCCGAAAUUGACUCCUCCAUAGAUGGAAAAUCUAUAACAGACAGCCGAUCGCAUGGCGGGACUGUUUUUAAAACUACAUCACAUUCAGACAGCCUGGCAAGUCUCCAUCGACGACUGUCGAAUACAGCAAUUCCCUCGUUCCUUAUUCACAUGCCAGCUAUCCUAGUGCAAUACUACUUUGACUUUGUUUGCAAGGCCUGGUCAUCAUUUGACUCUCCUUUGAAUCCAUUUCGACUUAUUGUCAGUCGUCUUUGGAGUCAAAAUGCGGCGAUCUACUACGCCAUUCAAAGCAUGGCUGCAGCCUCUCUUGCCAAUGAUUUCCCAGGUAUGAGGGCAAUUGGCAUCCAAACUCAACAGCAAGCAAUAGCCUGUCUUCGGAAUAAUCCCCGAAUAGGCUCACUGCAUCGAGAUGAUCAUGAUGACGAGUUCUUCCUCGCCCUUCUGAUGAUUGGGCUAACUACCGCAUGGCAUAAUGCUGCUGACUUGGGACUUGAAUACCUCAAGGAGGCUAAGGAUUAUCUUGUGAGUCAGCAACAAAUGUGUCAUAAUCCUCAAUCCACAUUCUCAAAGCAAUACCCACUGUUCCAGCAAUGUUUGCUGUAUUGGAAUAUGAUGGCAGCAUUUGUGGCAGAAGAUUCUCUCCUGUUGAAUGAAGAAAAAGUUCUUGAAAGACCCGAUACAGAGAUGUCAAUCUAUUUGGUGGAUGGUCAAGCUCUUCCACAUCCGUGGACAGGGCCACUCUCCAAAUCAAUUAGUCUGUUCUACCAAACGGCGAAGUUAGUUCGAGCUGUACGAAUUUCCUAUCGCACCCGUGGAGAAGAUCUUGAUGUAACCAAUAUCGAUUUCAACUUCCUCGUCGAAGAAAUUGACCAACACCAAACAGCUGAAAGACUUGAAGAAGAGAUGUUGUUUACUGGAAUAUCAUCAUAUUGUGGUCCUGUUGAUAUUGGUGACACUGACACACCUCCAUCUCAUUUCAUUACUCUUGCAGAGGCCUAUCGCUGUACUGCCUUACUUCAAAUCUAUCAUGUCUACCCAGGCAUUCUUGAUGACCGACUCCGAGCUGAAAAGGCUUGUAGUCAAGAUCCCUCCGUUCUUUUCACACUACUUUUCGGAGCAAAGUCUUCACCACCGUCAGUGGAGGAAGCACGCCAAAUCUUGGCACUCCAUAUUGUAUCUCUUUUGGAUCAAAUUCCACCGACAUCUGGAACUAGAUGUAUGCACCCCGUAGUUCUUACUUGCAUCUCAAGCGAUCUUGUCUUUUCAAACGAAUCUCUUUUUGGUCCUGCGGCGAAUGCCAUUGCUUGUUUAAGCUCUUUAGAUGUUGAAAUUGCUCAGGCACGGCGAAAGGUCAGCACUUGGUUAUCGGAACUCACUUUGAUUCUUCCAAAAUUACGAUUGCAACGCAUGUCACGCAUUGUGCAUGAAACUUGGGCUAAAGCGGAUGCUGGUCUUGGGGAGUUUUGGCUUGAUAUAAUGUUGGAGCAUAAUCUUGAGACGAUGAUGGGGUAA